This is a messenger RNA of Saccostrea cuccullata (small rock oyster), 4629 nucleotides long. RefSeq lists its product as uncharacterized. Gene Ontology annotation, molecular function: protein binding. NCBI's taxonomy places the organism in Eukaryota, Metazoa, Mollusca, Bivalvia, Ostreida, Ostreidae. The record is from RefSeq and is a predicted model, not a curated record.
UUGAAAAAUGGAAAUCCCCAUGAUCCCAGAGAAGUUAAAUGAACCUUUGGUUGAUGUGUCUUAGGAUUUAACCUCGGAAUAUAGCCUACACAUAUCUGCAUUUUCAUCAUUUAAAAAAUCUUAGAGUAUCAAAGAAUAUCAGAAAAGCACCAAAUUGAUGUUAUGGCCUCCUCAUGUUACGCCUCUACAGAGGAGACCACAAAUGCUUGUAGAGCCUGCAGGCUUCUCCUGGGUCCAUGUACAGAUCAACUGCGGGAUGUUUUAGUUCAUCAUGUACCACCAUCAACAUUUCCACACGUCAUUAAACAAAAAAGAAGUUAUCUUCCCCGUCUGACAGCUCAACAGAUGAAUUUUAUUUUACCGAGAGGUAGUAAUUAUACAGGAAAAUAUGAUGAUAUGGACAUUUCCUUAUUGUACAUACUACUUAGAAACAUUUGUGGAAUACCAACACACAGCAAUGGAUGGGGCUAUGUUCCAGACCCUACAGAUCGAUCUCUCUCUGCUAACAUUGAGAGAAUCCGCAUUGCCAGAAAUCAGUGUGUUCAUUCUUCUAGUCCUGUCCUCGCCAAUGUUGAUUUCAACUCAAUCUGGUCCACUGUAAGAUCAGCAGUUGUGGAUGUUGAUUCUUUCCUUAAUAACGGGAACCAGUUUGAAAAAGAGGUGGAUUUUUUGAGACAUGAGACAAUGGACCCUAUCCGUGACUGCCAUUACAUAGAACAACUGAGGAAACAGGCUGAAGAAGAUGCAGAAACUAGGAAAAUAGUCCAAGGCCUGAAACGAAAAUUAGAAGAGAGUGAGAUAGACAGAAUUGAAAAUCACAAUAAAAUGCUAAAAAUCUUUGAUAAAAUCAAAACACCAAAGUCUGUAAUCCCUCCGAACGUUAGAGACAUUUUUGAAAAAGAUCUCACACGAUGGAAAGAGGAAGAUGGGGUUUACAGUGAAAGCCACAGUUUUUCUGCAAUGUUGGAUCAAGUCAGAAAGCAAUCUUACAUGACAUUUGUUGGUGUCCCAGGAUCAGGAAAAUCGGCGACUAUUCAUCACUUAGCCCUGAUGCUCCAGAGAGAAGGAUACGAGGUUGUACCGAUUACAGAUAUCGGGAAGAUUGAAGAUUAUUCUGACUCGCGUCAUCCACAGGUUUUUGUCAUUGAUGAUGUGGUAGGUGUUUUAGGUCUGCAAAAACAAAAGUUAGAGUCAUUGAUAGACUAUGAAAAAAGAAUUUCAAAUCCUUCCAAUAGAAAUACAAAGAUAUUAAUGUCAUGUAGGGAAGCAGUUUUUAAUGAAUGUUACAAAUCAUUUUUCUCACAUGAAAAAAACACAAUUAAGAUGCAUAGCUGCAAAAAUGCAUUGAACGAUGAAGAUAAGAAAGCGAUCCUUGAGAAACACGACUUGGAUAGAGAUUUGUUGUCCCCUAUAUUACUGGCAGAAACAUUGGGUUUAUUUCCUCUGUUGUGUAAACUAUAUUCAAAAGUGAAGAAAUUUAGAAAGAAUGUUGAAAGGUUUUUUACCCGUCCAGCUGAAUGUAUAUUAGAAGAAUUUGAUAAAAUGCAAGUGCAAAAUAGUUUAUGCUAUGCUACAUUGGUCUUGUGCAUGUUAAAUGACAAUAAACUAUCAAAAGAAAUAUUGAACAGCACUGGAAACGUUGUUUUCUUGGAGAUGAAAUCAAAAGUAUUAGAAUAUUGUGAAGUUGAAAGUAACACUGAUGCAUUUAGAUUUGUAAAAGCAUUGGCAGCUAUGGAUGGGACUUACACAAAACUCUGUGGUACUGAGUACACUAUUAUUCAUGACUCUGUAUUUGAAAUUCUUUCAUAUCAUUUUGGUUCUCAGUUUCCAGAUCUUCUUUUGCAAUAUAUUAUCUGUGGUUUCAUUGCUAAUAAUGUGAAAGUACAAGAAUGUGAAGGAGAGUCGGAGGUUGAAUUUAAACAAGUUGUAAAUGAAGUGUUUAUUGGUGAGGAGCAUGAAUCAAUAAGUAGUAAAAGAAGCCAGGAUUUGUUUGAUCUCGUUCUUACGUUAAAAGAGGAUCAAUAUCCAAUGUUAGCAGAGCGUUUUUACAGAGAUAUAGAGAAUAUGGAGCUGUAUGAUGUUUUUAUGAAUAAUAUUUUGAAACAUCCGAAGGUGUGUCAUGCUUUUAUUGGGGUGUUAGAGACAAAGUCCUACACUGAGUUAAAGGCUUUAUUCUUGUCAGAACAGAAAGAUGCAUCUAAGGUUGUGAGUAAAGGAAAGCGUGUGAGGGAGAAGAUUGAGAGGUUGGAUGAGAGGAGCAGAGAAUGGAGCAGACAGGCGGUGCUGGUGAAUGAGAGGAUUGAUAAUAGAGAAAUAAAUUACAGUGUGAGGGUUAUCAGUUGGGUAGUUUACUACGGACACAAUCAGAUCCUAAAAUAUAUUUUGAAACAAAUUGAAUUACACAACGAAACAAAGAUUGAACUAUUUUGGAAUUCCUUUAGCCCAAGGUUAAUAUAUGAAACAAAAAAAGGAGAAAAUAACACUGAAAAAUAUAUUGCAACAGUCAAAUUAUCUUUAUUUAACUCCAUAUGUGAUACAACAAAUCAAAAACAGGAAAAUAGUCGGUCCAAUUUUGAACAUGACCGCUUAUUUGUAUUGAGUUGUUACAGUGGUGAUUUGGAAACUGUAAAUAUUUUAAUCAAGUUUGUCGAUAUAAAAAUGACAAACAAAAAAACCAAAUAUUUGUUUGCUGAUACACAACUGACAGCAGCAUGUAAGGGUGGACAUAUGAGUGUAGUGAAAGAGCUUAUUUAAGCCGGAGCUGAUAUCAAUGAACAAGAUGAGUUUGAUACACCACUGAUAGCAGCAUGUGAGGGUGGACUUAUGAGUGUAGUUAAGGAGCUUAUAGAAGCCGGAGCUGAUAUCAAUCAACAAGGUAAGGUUCAUACACCACUGACAGCAGCAUGUAGAGGUGGACAUAUGGAUGUAGUGAAGGAGCUCAUAGAAGCCGGAGCUGAUAUCAAUCGAAAAGUGAAGGAGCUUAUAGAAGCCGGAGCUGAUAUCAAUCCUCAAGGUGCGUAUAAUACACCACUGACAGCAGCAUGUCAGGGUGGACUUAUGAGUUUAGUGAAGGAGCUUAUAGAAGCCGGAGCUGAUAUCAAUCCUCAAUGUGGGUAUGAUACACCACUGACAGCAGCACGUGAGGGUGGACAUAUGAGUGUAGUGAAAGAGCUUAUAGAAGCCGGAGCUGAUAUCAAUCAACAAGGUAAGUUUCAUACACCACUGACAGCAGCAUGUGAGCGUGGACAUAUGAGUGUAGUGAAGGAACUCAUAGAAGCCGGAGCUGAUAUCAAUCAACAAGGUGAGGUUCAUACACCACUGACAGCAGCAUGUGUUGGUGGACAUAUAAGUUUGAAGGAGCUCAUAGAAGCCGGAGCUGAUAUCAAUCCACAAGGUGAGGUUCAUACACCACUGACAGCAACACCACUGAUUGAAGCAUGUGAGGGUGGACAUAUGAGUGUAGUGAAGGAGCUUAUAGAAGCCGGAGCUGAUAUCAAUCAACAAGGUGAGUUUCAUACACCACUGACAGCAGCAUGUAGAGGUGGACAUAUGAGUGUAGUGAAGAAGCUCAUAGAAGCCGGAGCUGAUAUCAAUCCACAAGGUGAGGUUCAUACACCACUGACAGCAGCAUGUAAGGGAGGACAUAUGAGUGUAGUGAAGGAGCUUAUAGAAGCCGGAGCUGAUAUCAAUCCUCAAGGUGGGUAUGAUACACCACUAACAGCAGCUUGUGAGGGUGGACAUAUGAGUGUAGUGAAGGAGCUUAUAGGAGCCGGAGCUGAUAUCAAUCAACAAGGUGAGGUUCAUACACCACUGACAGCAGCACGUGAGGGUGGACAUGUGAGUUUAGUGAAGGAGUUACUAGAAGCGGGAGCUGAUAUCAAUCUACAAAGUGUAAGUUCAUACACCACUACAGCAGCAUGUAUGGGUGGACAUAAGAGUUUAGUGAAGGAGUUUAUAAAAGCCGGAGCAGAUAUCAAUCAACAAGGUAAGUAUGAUACACCACUGACAGCAGCAUGUGAGGGUGGACAUAUGAGUGUAGUGAAGGAGCUUAUAGAAGCCGGAGCUGAUAUCAAUCCACAAUGUGGGUAUAAUACACCACUGAUAGCAGCAUGUAAGGGUGGACAUAUGAGUGUAGUGAAUGAGCUUAUAGAAGCCGGAGCUGAUAUCAGUCAACAAGGUAAGUAUAAUACACUACUGAUAGCAGCAUGUGAGGGUGGACAUAUGAGUGUAGUGAAUGAGCUUAUAGAAGCCGGAGCUGAUAUCAAUCAACAAGGUGAGUAUGAUACACCACUGACAGCAGCAUGUAAGGGUGGACAUAUGAGUGUAGUGAAGGAGCUAAUAGAAGCCGGAGCUGAUAUCAAUCCACAAGGUACAUUUCAUACAUCACUGACAGCAGCAUGUAGAUGUGGACAUAUGAGUGUAGUGAAAGAGCUUAUAGAAGCCGGAGCUGAUAUCGAUCAGCAAGCUGGAGACAAUACACCACUGACAGCAGCAUGUCAGGGUGGACUUAUGAGUUUAGUGAAGGAGCUUAUAGAAGCCGGAGCUGAUAUCAAUCCUCAAUGUGGGUAUGAUACACCACUGACAGCAGCACGUGAGGGUGGACAUAUUUGUGUUGGAAAGAGCUUAUAG